AUGAUCAGGCUAUUAACUGUUGUCAUAUAUAUGUUUGCCAUCAGUUCAAAUGCGAAUCCACAUGGUUAUUUAAAAAGUGAAAUACCUGAAGCAUUAUUAGAUUCAAAUUCAUUUAUGGACAAUAGUCCAUAUUAUUAUCAAAGAUCACAGUUUCCUAAAUGGUGGAAAACAAUGAAUGAUAAACGUUGGUUUCCUAUAAAAGAAUAUCGUGGUGGAUUAAUGGAAGUUUAA
Molecule: messenger RNA, 231 nt
Organism: Schistosoma rodhaini
Lineage: Eukaryota; Metazoa; Platyhelminthes; Trematoda; Strigeidida; Schistosomatidae
Source: the annotation of a GenBank genome assembly